Messenger RNA from Helobdella robusta, 417 nucleotides. RefSeq lists its product as hypothetical. The transcript has 2 exons. Bases 1 to 417 code for a protein of 138 amino acids. The record is from RefSeq and is a predicted model, not a curated record. NCBI's taxonomy places the organism in Eukaryota, Metazoa, Annelida, Clitellata, Rhynchobdellida, Glossiphoniidae.
AUGGUCACAGAGUUAGUUCAGUUGGUAGGAGUGUUUCGCGCUGUUCAUGAAAGAUUCAAAAAAAUUGGCCAACAUCAAGAAAAAAGUAAAAACUUCCUAAAUGAAAAAGAAUGGCUUGAAAAUUUAGAAUCAGAAGAGAAACAAAAUUUUAAAGAAAAAAGUUUUAAAUAUUUUAACGAUAUUAUGGGUCAAAUACAGUACAACAAACGAUUGUACAAGGAAAAACAAGAAGAGGAACAGAGAAUCAUAGAGAAAGCAAAAGAUGCGGAAAUAGAAUACCGAGCAAAAUUGGACGACAUAAAAGCUAGACCCAUUUCUGCCAAUGCUCAUCCAUUUUAUAUAAUGAAAAAUCAAUCAAAAAUUUCCACAGAGUUGUGUUAUCCUCACACAUUUUGUAGAAGUGGCACUAUUAAUUGA